GGUUUCACUCUGGUUGGAAACUUGAUAAAGUUCCUGUUUAACAUAUUCCUUGAAUUCUAUAGCGACUAUCAUCGGAGGAAAUACACACGUUAGUUAAUACAGUUUUCAGAGCAGGAUUACAUUAUGCAUAUUGGGGUAGCAAGAUCGUCAUCUUGAAAACACCUGCGAUAUAACAGGUAUUGGAGGGAAGUCGUUGAGCGUUCACGACUGGAACAGGUUAGGACAAGUCUCCUCUCCCCAGUCUACAGUGUCGGGUGGUGGGACUCGGUGGGGGGGAUGUGUACCAGUGGUGUUCCAGCCAGCUCCAGCCAUGGGGUCAGCCGGUCGGGCUCCUCGUAUGCCCUGUGUGCCCUUGGGGUGGGGCUCAUAGCCCUGGGCAUCAUCAUGAUUGUGUGGUCAAUGGUUCCCGGGGAUGCUACCCAGACAACCAAGACUCCAGGCAACUCCAGUAUAACAGUGCCAGCAGACCAUGGUGAGGAUGGGGAUGGCGAGGAAGACAAGGAAGCAGCGAAGACCUUAUCAAUAGCCUAUGUGCUGGUGGGGGCAGGGGUGGCCAUGCUGCUGCUGUCUAUCUGCCUGGGGGUGAGGAACAAGCGGAGGAAGCACCAGAGAAGACAAGAGACACAGGCCGUAGGAGUCCGCUUCGUGGACCAUGUGGCUGGGGAGGCAGGAGAGAAUUUAGAUGAGCCAGUCCCAGUCUACAACGUGCCCAGUUAUGAGGAGGCGGUCACCAGUGGCCAGUUCCCCAUCCGCCAGAGCAACUUACGCCAGAGCAACUCCCAGCUGCCUUCCUACGAGGACCUCAUCUGUGCUGUGGAAAACGAGGGGGCGGGACCAAGUGCUGCCCCAGUUAAGGAGGCUCAUCCUAGCAGUCCCACUCCUGAGCCCCAGCCCGCCGCUGCAGCCAACUCCCACAGUGUAGGCCGGGCCAGCCGGAUACUACGGCCCAACAGGGUACGCAGAAUCAAGUCUGAGAAACUCCAUCUGAAGGACUUUCGUUUUAACAUUCGCAACCCUACUGAUGCGAAGGUGACCAUUGAACCAAUCACUCCGCCACCACAGUACGACGGCAAGAUACCUGAGUUCUGACAGCGCCCCCUAUAGCCUGGGAGUACUAAAAGCAUUGUUUCAAUGUGUUUUUAACUAUCGCCCUACAGAAGGCUUGACGGGGUGCUACGCCACUGCUUAUAACUAUAAGUUAACUAUCGAACUUAAAUUAUCCAGCUCAGGGAGCCAGCUAUGCAUUUUGUUUGCUAACUUGCUAAGUGGCUAGCUUGCAAGUUCAAGCUUCUUGGUUAUAGCAGACAGUCAAUACCCUCCUGGAUCAAGAUCCUUGCUACCUAAAUUUGUUUUGUGCGUCAAAAUUAUAUGAUUUCAAAUGACUUUUUUACAUUGGGAAAGAACUAGCACCCCUUGUGUGCACUGCCGGUAAUACUGUAUAUCACGGUAUGGUACAGGAAUGGUGUGAAGGUAGGAACCUGGAUACCGCACAACCCUGCCCUGCAGGACACACUGCACCAAAUACCCUAGUUUCAGACUCCUAAUGAUCCUUACACCUCUGAAGCCACUUCCAUACCCGUCAAAAUAACUUAUCUCUGAACUCUCAAUAGCUGUUUUUCCCACCAAGUUUUAGAUAAGGGGAAUAAUGGGGUGUUAACACUAGAGAUCCUGACCGCCAGAGUGACAUCCCUUUUCUCUGCAUAAGCGAGCUUGGCCCUUCUUCUUCUGUCUGCUGAUGCAAUCAGGUCCUCAAACACAGGGGAGCGCCAGGGUGGGGAAGUUAUUAAAAAGGCAUCGGGGUUCUCUGGGUCUGUCGCCACAUCAGACAUGAUGUCUUCAGUUGACCCCACAAAUCAAUGCUUCCUUUCAGCAGAGUUCUUUUGACCGACUGUCUUGAACACUUGAAUCUCAAAGCUAAAAAAAAAUAAAAAUAAAAGCGCAAGUCUCAACUUUUAAAAACUCAGUACUGUAUUUAAAAUGUAUGGAUUGGUUCACAUUUAUAAACUAACUCGUCUCCGGCGACGCAGUCUUCUCUUUUGUAUGUUCCGUUCCUUUUCUCCAUCUGGGGUCUCUGACGACUUAUGCAUCUCUUUCAGUCCAACACCGAUUUGCAGCUACAUCUGAGGUGACAGUGUGGUCUGUUAGCAAUGGCUAUAUGCUUCAAACUCCUUGAAAAAAGGAUCAAAUGUAGAAUAUUGUUGCAGUCAGUCCAUGUCUUCGUAGGACUACUCACUUUCAAAUUCUGCCAUGCGCCACUCUCCAUCUGUGGACCUUCAUCUCAGCUGACUGACCAGCGGACAGUACACAGGUGUUGUGCGGGGGCGGUUGUUCCUGAGACAUUAGUUGACAAAGAAAAGUUCAUGCAUGAUAUUUGCACUAACACUUAAUGUAACAUAUUUGAGAAUGCUAUAAAAUAACCAUCAUACAAGAACCCCCCCCCAAAAAAAAUGAUCACAUUUGUCUUCACUUUUCUUGCGGCUUAUACUACAUUUGUUCUCCUCACCAGCAUUAAUGUGUAGAUCCCUUACUGUCCGCUAUUAAUUAAAAUAGAAAAGAGCAUCAUUAGUAAAUAUUCAAAUAUUCAAUGUUAGCUACCACCAGUGUGCAAGUUGCAAAAGUAAACAUUGAACUAGCUCAUUCCAUUUUGCCUGACGAACGCCCGUCAUCCUUUCAGGUGCAGUCGCUGCAGAAGUGCUUAGCUGUAGCUGCUGCUGUUGUUGUUGGAAUAGCUAGUUGAGCUACUUGUGUCAUCAGUCUAUCGUCCAUAUCAGCCACCAUGUUGUAGACCGGCAUCUGAUUCAGCCUGGUUAUGACAUGAGUUGUUGGAAAUCCAUGCCCUCAUUUGGUGAUGCAUCAUUCCCUUGCACAAAGAGACUUCCGGCAGGUCCCAAAAACUAAUUGUAUCAAUAUAUUUUUUUGAAUCAAUAGCCGCUUGUCUCCUUUGCUGUAUUUUACGAGGCUUGGUUAGCUAGCUAACGUUCAAUAGCUACCAAGCUAUCCGUUCUUCCACCAACGUUGGAAAGCUAACGUUAGCCAACUGCUUUGGAAGAUUUGUAGCUAGCUAGUUCAUUUUACUUGCCAGCAAACAGUAGCUUGUUCUAGUCACCAAAAAUCCAUGUAACAUGAUCAUGUUAAUGUUAGUUAUUGACUACAUUGCUACUGUAGCUAUCUCUGCCAAUGUUAUAGCUGCUACAGUGCCAGCAAGCAGAGAUAGCUAUGCUAGCUAGAUUUAUUUCAAAUAUAAUGUUAUUUGUCACAUGCGCCGAAUACAACACCAAACCGUGAAAUGCUUACUUACAAGCCCUUAACCAACAAUGCAGUUCAAGAAAUAGAGUUAAGAAAAUAUUUACUUAAUCAACUAAAGUAAAAAAUAAAAUAUAAAGUCACACAAUAAUAAACAGCGAGUAGUAUUGGUGUAAAAACAAAGGGGGAGGUGUCAAUGUAAAUAGUCUGGGUGGCCAUUUGAUUAAUUGAUCAGCAGUCUUAACGGCUUGGGGGUAGAAGCUGUUAGCGAGCCUUUUGGACCUAAACUUGGCGCUCCGGUACCGCUUGCCGUGCGGUAGCAGAGAAAACAGUCUAUGACUUGGGUGACUGGAGUCUUUGACAUUUUUUGGGGCCUUCCUCUGACAUCACCUAGUAUAUAGGUCCUGGAUGGCAGGAAGCUUAGCCACAGUGAUGUACUGGACCGUACGCACUACCCUCUAUAGUGCCUUACGGUCGGAUGCAGAGCAGUUGCCAUACCAGGCGAUGAUGCAACCGGUCAGGAUGCUCUCGAUGUUGCAACUGUAGAACGUUUUGAGGAUCUGGGGACCCAUGCCAAAUCUUUUCAGUCUCCUGAGGGGGAAAAGGUGUUGUCGUGCCCUCUUCACAACUGUCUCGGUGUGUUUGGACUAUGAUAGUUUGUUGGUGAUGUGGACACCAAGGAACUUGAGACUCUGUCUCAUUUGGAAUGUUGUGGCUGUGGGCUAUAGAGUACUCGCAGUACCAUUUAUUAAUGUUAUCCCUAACCAUUUACAUGGCAUGGUGCGACGAGUACAAAAAACACCCUCCCAUUGAAUUGUUGUGGCUUGAAGUGGUUGAGAUGGCUGCGUUUUCAAAUCACAUUAAUUUGAUUGGUCAUUUUCAACCGUCACACCCUCACUUCUGGUUUUGUUCGUUUAAUUGGAUUAUUUACCUUUCAAUCACUAUGCCCAUGUAUUUUAUUGGCUGAUGAGUUUGAGCCAAUGUUUUAUGAAAUUACAGUUCCGGUCCUAUCAAAACUGAAACUCUGAUGCAUGGUCGCUCCAGCAGAGACUUUUUUUUCCUGGUUCAUAUACAAAUAGACCAGACCCAGCUGCUAUCGCAUUAGUGUCUAUGAGAUAGCCACCCCUUAGGUAGACUUGAACUAAUAAAUUCAUAAAAAAAUCCUACAAUGUGAUUUUCUGGAUUUUUUUUCUCAUUUUGUCUGUCAUAGUUGAAGUGUACCUAUGAUGAAAAUUACAGGCCUCUCUCAUCUUUUUAAGUGGGAGAACUUGCACAAUUGGUGGCUGACUAAAUACUUUUUUGCCCCACUGUAUAUCAUCCAACGAAGUGCUUACUUGCAGGUUCCUUCUCGACAAUGCAACAACAAUAAGAAAUAAUAAAAGAUAAGAGUACGAACAUAAAGUAAAUGGCAGUAGAAUAUAAUACAAAUUUAGCAUAAACAGGGGCGCAACUUCGUUUAUUUUAUCCAGCCGUAUAAACACUCCAAACAGUCUACCCGACCACCCGGUGGCGUCCGCAUGAUCCUAAAGCACAGCGUUGCCUCAUUUUGUAUCACAUUCCAAUGAUAAAACUGAGGGGAAAAAUGCAAUUUCGGAAUGUCCCCAGUACUCCCCUGAGCAUAAGUAUAAUACAGUUCAGAAACUGUCUCUGAGGCUGUUGGUAUCCGUCCUCAUGCUCCGAUACCAUCUGCCGACGGUAAGGGAGAUAAACGCUCAUGGCUGGGGUGUGUGGGGUCCUAGAUGAUGCUGCGUGCCUUCCUUAGGCACCGCUUCAAGUAGAUGUCCUGUAUGGGUGGGAGCACAGUGAUGUACUGGGCCAUCUUCACCGGCUGGAGGGCCUUGCUCUUGUGGACGGAGCAAUUCCCAUACCAGGUCGUGAUGAAACCAGUCAGGACGCUCUCGAUGGUGCAACGGUAGUAUUUGGAAAGCAGAUUACUCCAUCAUACACCGGACGGACAACAAUGUACUGCAACGUCAGACUGAAGUUAACAAAAUGCAAGGCAGUAUGUGGACACAGGCGAAGACCAAGGCAGAGAGGAAAACAAUAAAGACUGAAACUGGGGCCAGAGCUAUUUAAAUUGACACAUUUCAUCCCCAUAGACAUGGCUGUAGUGGACCAUAUGCAAAAUAUUUUACUGGGGACACCAAAACACGUUUUUACCGUCUAAGAAUAUUGGUGUGCUGAAUGACGUAAUACUAAGAAAUAUACAGCUUAAAGUUGAUGCCCCGAAAGCACCUGCAGACAUGGGCCAACUACCCGCGAAAAUCUCUAAUCUCCUCUGGGUUUUCUCAUUUCAAUGCACAAGAAUGGAAAAAUUGGACAUGCGUUUACUUCCUAUUCACUCUGAAGGGACUUGAACGACAGCAGGUAGCCUAGCAGUGUCUUUCAAGUCCCUUCAGGCUGAACUGAAAAGGUGGCUGGUUUGAAUCCCCGAGCCGGCAAGCUGAAAAAUGUGUCUGUGCCCUUGAGCAAGGCACUUAACCCGAAUUGCUCCAGGGUCGCCGUCAAUAAUGUCUGAUCCCUGCUGUUUGUCAUAACAAGUGAAGAUGGUAAUGAUAUGUUUGUCUUCACAUUCAUGUAUCCAAACAAGGGUCUAUCUCACCAUUGUACAGCUGACAGAACGACAUUAAAAGGUAGACAUGCUGGGGAGAGGUCAUAAGCACUGAUCAAAGUAGAAGUUUUUCCGCUCAUCGCUCACUUACUUGCAAAGUGAUUCUUCGCUGACAGAUGGGCCUACCAUGCUUUCAACCAGAUGUAGAGCUAACACCGGGCUUAGUAACACAGUUGUUCUCUUGUCGUGUGUGCUUGUUGGUCCAGCAUAUGAAAUCACACAUUUCUUAUGUCAUGGCUCGUGUAAAUUGGUUCGAGAAACAUCUGAAUCAAUAUAAUUUCAAGCCCCGUGUUGAGGUUCGGGACAAGGCAUCGGAAUCUGUAUCAGAGGCAUAGUUUAUGCCAGUUCAGAGAAUUAUGAAGAGUUGUGCAUAUCACCAGUAUAAAGUACAGUCUGCCAGGACUACAGAGACAGUGGCUGUGGUAGUACCAGUUUCAAGCAAGGCUGCUUUUGAGGCAUUACAUAUUUUUUUGUUUAGCCUUUAACCAGGCAAGUCAGUUAUUAAGAACAAAUUCUUAUUUGGCUACUUGGAAGUGAAACUAUAAAACAUCAAGGGACCUACCAGUGGGAGUUCUGAGAGCAGAGCUACUGUUUAUUUAUUCAUUUGUAGCGGUAUUUAAAAAUACAAAUAUAUAUUAUUCAUUGUUUGUGUUUAUUUCAGAAAGUGUAUCACACUUUUUUAUACGUUUUAUUAUCUGUUUUGUAUAUGGAACUUUGCAUUGUACUGUGAAACUGAUUGUGUUAAAAUCCCAUUUGUCAACCAGCCUUUUUAGCUUGGCCUUUAAUCAGUUACACUUUUGUUUUAUUUUCUUUGAUAACAUAUGAUCUCUUAUAUUGCCGUGCUUGUUUCUUAAUUUUAUUGUUUUAAGUGUGUUACUAUUUUAAAUGCACUUCAAAUAAAGUUUGAUUUGAUAUUGGAUCAUUAA
Messenger RNA from Oncorhynchus nerka (sockeye salmon), 6780 nucleotides. Its product is annotated as transmembrane protein 51-like. NCBI's taxonomy places the organism in Eukaryota, Metazoa, Chordata, Actinopteri, Salmoniformes, Salmonidae. The transcript has 3 exons. The coding region runs from base 277 to 1089 and encodes 270 amino acids. The record is from RefSeq and is a predicted model, not a curated record.